UCACACUCUGCUUUCCAGGCUGCAAAAUGUUUUUCAUCUUUUUCUCGCGGUGUUUUCUGGGAUUUGCUCUCUCGCUACAAUGGCUCAUAAUGACAACAGAAAUGUGUACGGCUCUCCAGCAAGAUACCAUACACGGGUCAGCACACAACUGCAUCCCGAUUAUGACUGCUUGCAAACGCGAAUAUUUAAAAUAAUUGUUAUUGGUGACUCAAACGUGGGAAAAACCUGCUUGAGUUAUCGGUUUUGUGGUGGGAAGUUCCUACAAAAUCCAGAAGCCACUAUCGGGGUGGAUUUUCGGGAACGCACUGUGGAAAUAGAUGGAGAGAAGAUCAAGAUACAGAUAUGGGACACUGCUGGGCAGGAAAGAUUCCGCAAAAGCAUGGUGGAACACUACUACAGGAAUGUUCACGCCAUCGUCUUUGUGUAUGACAUCACAAAGCUCUCUACCUUUGAGAGCUUGCCAGACUGGAUUGAGGAAUGUGCCAGACAUUCCGUCUCUCCUUCCGUGCCACGGAUCAUGGUUGGCAACAAGUGUGACCUAACGGACACAUGUCAGAUCUCUACUUCCUGUGCCCAGAGGCUGGCAGAUAACUAUAACCUGCCCUUGUUUGAGACUUCUGCAAAGGACCCCUCUGAAAAAGAGCAUGUUGAUGCCAUUUUUAUGACCCUGGCUUACAAGCUGAAGAACCACAAACCCUUAAGACUGAAACAGCUACCUCGGGAGAGCAGUAUGGUACAUCUUUCUCAGGAAGAAGAUGCCCAGAACCCUUGUCUGUGCUAAGGUUUUCAUUUCCUGCACACUUGUGAUAGCACUGUCAUGCACUGUGUUUUGACUUGAGGGUCAAUCCAGUCUCAGAAUCCAGUGCUGACUCAUGUUCUUGCCCUGCUAUACAAUGACAUUCAAUCCAGAGAUUCACAUUGUUUCUAUUGCAGAUGUGUGUAAAGGGCAUAGUCUUAGACCUGGAGAUUUGAAACCUCUGGCUUUCUCUUCUAUUGGCAAGAGGAGGUUUGAGUUCUGUGCUGCUACAGAAAAUUCAAGAUAAUCAGUCAGUCAGUCUUAAGAUAUCAGUACCUUACAUCUUAUGUUGUUACAAUCAUUUUAAAAGCAUGUUAUUAUUUAUUUAAAUGAAUAUAUUAGUAUAUUUUGUAUGCUAAGUUAGUAGUAUUGUUUUGAAGGGGAGGGGUGAUCUAAGUUUUUACUAAGGAUCAUUUUCACAUUAGGCAAAUAUCCUGCAGGAUUCAGGUACAUGUAUGUAUUUGUUUAAUAAAUUGAACUGUACAGUAUAUGGAUAUGUGUAUUGAAGGAAAGCAUACAGAGAU
Molecule: messenger RNA, 1320 nt
Organism: Acipenser ruthenus (sterlet)
Lineage: Eukaryota; Metazoa; Chordata; Actinopteri; Acipenseriformes; Acipenseridae
Product: ras-related protein Rab-33B-like
Exons: 2
Coding region: 80-781 (233 amino acids)
Biological process (GO): Rab protein signal transduction
Cellular component (GO): endosome; Golgi apparatus
Molecular function (GO): GTPase activity; GTP binding
Source: RefSeq, a predicted model, not a curated record